Molecule: messenger RNA, 1632 nt
Organism: Fibroporia radiculosa
Lineage: Eukaryota; Fungi; Basidiomycota; Agaricomycetes; Polyporales; Fibroporiaceae
Exons: 9
Coding region: 1-1632 (543 amino acids)
Source: RefSeq, a predicted model, not a curated record
AUGUUCGCUUCUGAAUCCUGGUAUCUAACAGUGGUCCGCACGCAGGGCCUACUCUUCAUCCGCCCCGACAAAUCAUGGCAACCCAUAGUCUCGGUCGCUGUCGUCGACCCUCAACAAUCUCACGAGGUUGUCCUUGGGUGUGACGGCCAGAAUCCCAAUCAAAAGGCACCGUUCACUCUGCGGGGAGUGGACCACACCUCUUUCCUUGACGUCAAGCUCUGGCACAAGUCUCGCUCCAAAAAACGCAAAAAAAGACACUUGGUCGGUUCGGCUUAUAUCACACUGAGAGAAGUGUUGCAGAGGCAGGAGCGACCAGGGUCAGACGUGGAUAUUCGUCUCAGUUGUCCAACCUCACAGAAAAGAAGUCCAACGAUUGGAGGUCGUCAACAACGUUCCGCAACGCUCACAGUCCGACUUGUCGCACCAGAACCCAUUCCAUCAACCUCUCCCACAAACACCGCGUCCGACGACGACAUACUUGAUGAGGAUGAGCUAGACCGCCGAUCCACUGGCUCAUCCUCCCAUUCACCGUCCGAGACUCUCGUUCCCGCAUCGCAAUCCCGGGACGAAACCUCGCCAGAUCUCAGUGGGUUGGUCGAAAGUGGGCUGAGGAGGCGAAAAAAACCACGAAUAAAAGGCUAUCAUAUUGACUCUGAGUCGGACUGCGAUGGUUCGUCGUCUGCCGCGUCUUCCUGCCCACCUACUCCGCGGGACGACGACUUGACACAAAUCGAAGAGACAAAAGACGACGACUACGAGUCCUACUUUCCUCACCACGAGCGUUCAUACAACUCCGGUUCGCCGACGACGCUAGCGCCGCCAUGGGGGUUGCUCUCCGCAUUCUCACUGCCACGACAUGUGCAAGACCAUGACACCAACCAGUCUAUACCACUCUCGUUUCUGGAGGCAUGCGUGGACUGUUUCGCACCAUACCGCGAACUGAGAGACGCUGUAGAAGACGCCGAGUUUGACAAAGUCCUAUCGCGGCUGCUUAUGGAGUGGUACGUUGUCGCAGCAUCGCUCCUCGCAUUGACCGGGAUCGACGCAGCCGUCUUUGGUCUCGCGCCCGGCUCGAUCCUGCCCAUUGGUGGCUUCGCCCAGCACGCAGUCGCCUUCGGCGCCAUCGCCGCCGGGCUCGGGCUCGUCUCGGUUUCCUGGUUUCUCGUGCUCUAUGCCGGCGCGAACACCGCGCGCUUCAGGCGCGUCGCGACGGACGUGUACGGGUCCUACUUCUUCUUCAGCCUCACCUGUCGCGCGCCGACGCUGUGCAUGUUCCUCUCUGCGCUCGCGCUCAUGCUCUUCUUGCUCUCCGUCGCGUGGGCCGCGUGGUCUACCGCGGUGCUCGUCAUGUCCUGCUUCGCGGGCGUGCUCUUCAGCAUGCAGUACCUCAUCUUCGGGUGCCACCGCGCCGUGAACUUCUGUGUGUGGAUCGUGCGGACGGCGUGGCGUGCGGCCGUUAGGAGGGAGGUGGCGGCGGCGGACGCGCGGCCUGCGCCGGAGGUACGCGCGCAUGAGGGAGGACGCGCGCAUGCUCAUAUGGUGCCGGAUGUGCGAGAGAGGAUGCCAGCCAGUGUGCCUACAAAGGGGGCUAUCGUGCAUGAAGAGAUUGUCGAAGUUGAGUGCGAGGGGUAA